Molecule: messenger RNA, 486 nt
Organism: Recurvomyces mirabilis
Lineage: Eukaryota; Fungi; Ascomycota; Dothideomycetes; Mycosphaerellales; Teratosphaeriaceae
Exons: 1
Coding region: 1-486 (161 amino acids)
Source: RefSeq, a predicted model, not a curated record
AUGUCGCUCGGCUGGAUCGUCUGCGUGGUCAGCAUAAUCCGGCUGAAAGUCUUCUACGAUUACUGGACAGGCGCAAGCGAUGACCCGACCUGGGAACUCUCGCAGACAGUCUCAGGUAUUGAGGUCAACGUCGCUAUAUGGACGGGCUGUGGACCAGCUAUGAAAGCGAUCCUGACACGUUUUUCGCCGAAGUUCUUCGGAUCACGAACCGGUUCGCGGCCGAGUCGCAAUGUCUACUACUCGCCGAAUGGCUACGAACUGAGUGAUCGAGGUGGGCAGGAGAAGAGCGGGUUUAACACAAAUUACAGUGCGGUGAUUCGGGCGCGGGACGAUGAUGCGAGUAGCCAAGAUGCUAUUGUACAGGACGAGAAUCUCGUGAGGAAUAAGACUCGGGAAGUGAGGGUGGACUUUGAGCUUGAGCAGCAGGCAGCGUCGCUUGGUCGUUCACAAGAUCGAUCCCGUCAUGUCAGCCAGUAUAACAGAUGA